GGCCAAAGCGAUAAGGUGAGUGAGUCAGCUUGGGAUCUUUGGUGGGGAAUUCAGUUGGGAACGUUGGACUGCGUAGUGAGAUUGAGUUCACUGGGUACGGUCAUCUAACAUCAUGGAAGAGUCAACAGACAGUGUGACUGUGACCAGGUCUGCUGAGUACAUCGGCUCAUUUCCUGUUGAUGACUGCUGUUUGGAUGAACAAGUUAAAAAGCUGCACUCGCAGCUGAAGUCCCUCAAGUACUACAAGCGUAGGCGCUACGUCUCCCUGAAAUUCUCCAUUAAAGGGGUGAAGGUUUAUAACGAGGAUGAGACGACUCUUCUGAUGGCCCACGCUCUGCAGCGAGUCUCGCUGUCCAUCAGCCGGCCUUCUGACUCUCAGUUUGCUUUCAUCGCCCACAAUCCCGGCAGCCCUGACACUCAGCUCUACUGCCACCUCUUCAAGGCCAGACACGCCAGAGCUGCCCAGUUCCUGAACCUGCUGCUGUGCCGCUGCUUCCAGCUAUAUUAUUUGGAGAAACAUCCAGAGGAUGCUGAAGACAAGUCAUCUGGGAAGAAGCCAACUCAUAACCCCUCCCUGCUCAACCAUGGUUUCCCGCUCAGCGUCAGUGCCCUGGUGUCCUUUCGCAGGGCGCCGACUCAGGGUCUGCUGUCGGUAACGAAGGCCGAGGUUUCUUCCAAACCCAGCAUGGAGUCUGUUAGCAGUCCAGACGAUGUCUUUCCCACAUCCCCUACACUCGUACGUAAGCAGGCCAUGAGGGAUAAAGUGCUGCGCUCGGGGGCUUACCGUUCCUUCACCUGCACCCCUGUAAAACAGCGGCACCUGCAGGAGCGCCUGAACGCUCCACAAGACAAGGGACAGGACCGUAUACCGGAAUUCAAGGUGCGCGCCCCAAGCUUGGCCGAAACCGAAGAAGCACUGGCUCAUGCCGUGUGGAUCUGGGCUGGCGUCUCUAGUGUCUGCAGCUCAUCUCUGCUUGCUGAAGAAGUCCUCGGUUCCUACUUGCUGUGUCCCCACCCCAAAGACCCCAGCGUCGAAUCUCUGCUCAUACGUUUUCCCUCAGGUCUGGUCAGUUUGGCUGUUAAGACCUCCAGCAGUGGAAGAUUAUUCCUUGAGAAUUGUUGUGUACAGUUUGAGAGUCUCACGGAGCUGAUCGAGCACUACACUGAGACCAGAGAAGAGCUGGAAGUGCCACUGAGUUGCACUCGUGUUAACCACUGUUACGAAUGGGAAGAGAGCAAAGUCCAGAUUAAGCGCUCACCACAAUGGAAAAACACCAAAAUUCAAUCCUGGGUUUAAAUCCUGGGUUCAGUGUUUUCAUCUGUGUAAAUAUCUCUAGUUUUAGACUCUUGACUCUUAAACAGGGACGUGUUCUAGUUUUUCAUCAACUUCUAUACACUUUUAACCUUUAAUCACACUUGACCUCUAAUGUUCUGCACUUCAUACACAAAACACAAGGUGAUCAUGAUUGUUUUUCUUUUUUUUUCCCUCAGGAGUAGGGGCUCUUUUUAAAAAAAGAUUAUAU
Molecule: messenger RNA, 1523 nt
Organism: Ictalurus punctatus (channel catfish)
Lineage: Eukaryota; Metazoa; Chordata; Actinopteri; Siluriformes; Ictaluridae
Gene: sh2d5
Product: SH2 domain containing 5
Exons: 10
Coding region: 113-1297 (394 amino acids)
Cellular component (GO): postsynaptic density
Source: RefSeq, a predicted model, not a curated record